ACUUGCAUCUCCAAAAUCUUCCUUUUUUCUUCUCAUGCUCAAUCGUAAGCACGUGUCCGCCUUUUAAGAAUUUAACUUGUCUUUCUGGAAGAACCCAAGCGAAUCUAAGCGAAGAAGUAUGACCAAGGGAACCACUAGCUUUGGCAAGCGCCACGUCAAGACGCACACGAUCUGCCGGCGCUGCGGAUCCUCGUCGUACCACAUCCAGAAGUCGAAGUGCGCCGCCUGCGGGUAUCCCUCGCCGAAGACCAGGUCUUUCAACUGGUCCCGCAAGGCCAAGUCGCGGAAGGCCCAGGGCAACGGAAGGAUGCGCUAUCUGAAGAAGGUGCGUCGUAGUUUCCGGAAUGGACUCCGCGAAGGAGGUCGCGCCAUGAAGAAGUCCGCCCAGUAAGAAAGGGCUCCCAACGAAUGGCCAAUAAAAGCUAAAGUAAUGGACAGGAUCUGAA
This is a messenger RNA of Drosophila ananassae, 446 nucleotides long. It is a transcript of the gene RpL37-2, whose product is annotated as probable 60S ribosomal protein L37-B. The record is from RefSeq and is a predicted model, not a curated record. The transcript has a single exon. The coding region runs from base 119 to 391 and encodes 90 amino acids. Lineage: Eukaryota; Metazoa; Arthropoda; Insecta; Diptera; Drosophilidae. Gene Ontology annotation, biological process: translation. Gene Ontology annotation, molecular function: RNA binding; structural constituent of ribosome. Gene Ontology annotation, cellular component: ribosome; cytosolic large ribosomal subunit.